AUGCACGUCCCAGCAGACGCGCCGGGCGAUCCAGCGCCUCCCGCUCACCCUCCUUCGUCUCCUUCACCGCCUCAAGUCCCUCCCCGUCCAUUCUUCGCCGAAGCACUGUCGAAGCGCUCGCCCGACCCUCCACCAGUCCCUCCCAAGCCGGCUAUCCUCGGCCAGCCAGCGCCCGUCACGACCAGCGCCUUCUUCCAGCCCUCGACUUCCUCCUCCUCCCCACCGUCAUACGCUUCCGCCUCGAAACGCCGCACGAGCUCGCCUACGUCCUCUUUCAGACCUGCUGGAAGCACAAUGCAGCGUCAGCGUUCGUCGCAGGGGCAGGCGAACAGGCCGCCGCCGCCUUCCGCACCAAGCAGCGACGAGAUCGAGGAGAGCGAGGACGAACUGCUUCUCGUUGGGAAUGAGCGCGCGGCGAUCCCUCUCGGUGGAACGCAGACAGGGCGGGCGAAGAAGGUCAGCAGGACGUACGGGUCUAGCUCGAAGCCGUCGGGCUCUGCGGCGCGACUGGCGACGGGGUCGAGUACUGGUUGGGCUGACGACGAGUGGGCGGGCACUCCCGCCCAACCUGCGACGUCUAUGCAUGCGACUAGCUCGUCGCGGUCUACGGCCCACUAUGGAGGCGGAGCGGACCCAUCCUGGCAGGAAGGCGCGCGCUUCGAGGACGCUGUCAACGCAAAGUACGACGCCCAGCACUUUGAGCAUGCCCCAGGUCCUUCGACGCCUACAGCUCCCAUCAAGGCGAUCACCUGGCGCGAGUCGGCGCCGCCGCCGCCUGCCUCUGACGCCGCCAACCCCCUCGACGGCUGGUGGACGACGCCGAGGGUGCUUGCGAAGCCGGGCGAGAAAGGCGGGAAGGAGGGGAUCUGGUCGCAGACGGUUUGGGACUUUACGAUCGACGACACGCCAACCGCUUCUGGGGAUUACAAGGCGAUGGGAGAAUGGGUCGACUUGUCUGGUUCGGCGGCGAGGAGCGAGGCAGACUCGCAGGGGAUGGAGGUUGAGCAGACGGAGCAGCAGAAGCCGCUACCUCCUGUCGAGGCGAAAGACUCAUCCGCCGCCGCCUCGACUUCCUCCCCUCCGCCCAUCCCGCCGAAAGCGCGGCGAGGCUUUCGCACCAUCACCCGCGAAGAACUCGACGCGGUUCGACCCCAUCCCUCCCUCUUUUUCUGCCGUUCGACUUUCUCCUGGGCUCUUCUCGCUCAGGUCCAGCCCGCCCAGAAGCCAAGCGACUCUCCGGAACUCUGGCAGCAGAGCAACCGAUCCGUCGACCCGCAAGAGGCCCUCACAACCCGCCUGUCGCCUCCGCCCUUCCCGCUCGAACCGCCUAUCCCUCUUGCCGACGCGUCCUCCCUCGUUUCAUCCGCGGACGACGUCCAUCGCGAACCUCGCACCCUUUCGAAUCUCUCCUCGCCCAUUUUCGAGCUCACCUCGACGCAGCAGCGCGUCUGCCUGCGUUCAGGGUCAACGGACUUCUUCCCCGGCGUCGUGCGGCCAGAGCUUUGGCAGCGCUUGCUUGAGGCUCGGGAAGCAAAUCCAGCCGCCGGCGAUACUGCCCUCCAGUCCAAGUUCAAGACCGUGCAGACGCUUUGGAGGAUCGUUGACGACUGCUUGUUCAAGGGCGAGACGCGCGGCCUACCUGUCAAAGGCAAGACUAUGGGCAAGCAUCUCCCGAUAGGCGACGAGAUCAUUCACGACAUUAUGAUCGCCACGCUGGGCUGCAAGGUCUACACGGCCAAGGUCCAGGAGAAGGACAAGCUUGUCGAGAAGACGUUUAUCCAGCUGCCGUCUAUCGACGAGUCGACCGACGAAGGCCGGCAGCAUCGCAAACGCCUGCUGCGCUUGUGGCUCGAGACGGGCAUCUGGCUCGAAGAUCACUACAAGCGAUAUCCCGACCAUUUGGAGCGUAAGCCGACGAGGAUCAGGCUCAAAGAGAACACGAAGGAGGUUCUGGCUGGCAUACUUGGCGGUGACAAGCUUGCUCGCAUCCCGUCGCAGGAAUCAUGGCUCACAGCCGGUCCAUCAAACCGCCUCGACUCUUCCGGUCUCGACCCUCUCGCCAACGACUACAGUCUCCUUGGCGUCGUCCCCGACCUCGCAGACUCGGUCGUCGAGCGAGUCUACGACAUGCAGUGCGAGCUGAACUCUCUCUAUGUGCCGUUCUACCUGAACGCACUGUCACGGAUCGCACAAGGUCGCGACUCAGAGGCGUUGAACAUGAAGGUCGCGCUCGAACGUUCGCAGGACAAGCUCACGUCGGACGAGAUCAAUGCCGCCUACCAGGAGCUCCGCCUCCCGUCUCCCUUCGACAUGUACAGCACGAUCACCGACGAUGACCUCGUCUCGGCCUUCCAGACUCGCGUUACGCAGGUGACGCAUCCAGGCAGACGCAAGGCCCUGCUCGAGGCCGCCCGCAUCGUAGCUGUCUUCACGCAGUCCGAGCUGUUCAAGACCAUUCUGGCGACAACAGACUUGGGCGACGUUGAGGGAGCGGCCAAGCCGAAGAUGGACAUUGACGCGGCGUACCGGACCUUGGGCGUCGACGCGGACACUGACGACGGCUUGAUCAGCAUGACUUACGACAUCCGCCUUCACGACGCCUCGUCGGAUACGGAGAAGAAGAAGAUGGCCGAGGCGCUCCAGGUCAUCGCCGCGACGAGGAACAGCCCGAGCUUGCUCGCCCUCGCCAACGGCCAGAAAGACGAAGGCGCAGGAUGGCAGGCCGCUCCAGCCAUCGACCCCGACCGGCCCGUCGGUUUGACCAACAUCGCCAAUACCUGCUACCUCAACUCCCUCCUCCAGUACUUUUUCACCGUCCGCGAGCUGCGCGAGACGAUUCUCGCCUUCGACGACUCGCCGACACCGGUCGACGGACGACAGAUUCGUGUUGGCGGAAGGCUUGUCACGCCCGCUGAGGUCAAGCGUUCGAAGCGAUUCGUCAAGCUCCUUCAGAACCUGUACCAGCAGCUCAUCCACGCGCCUGUCUCUGCCGUCACGCCCGAGACCGAGCUCGCCUAUCUCGCUUUGGUCCCUUCGAAAGAAGAAGCCGAUGCGUCGACUUCUACGACCGACGCACCAGUCGCCGACAAAGCAGAGUUGACGGACGAGCCGGUUGCGAUGGCGACCGAGGAUGAGGUCAAGGUUGCGGCGGACGAGAGCAGCGGGCGCUCGCCCUCGUCGGUUCUCGGCAAGCGGAAAAACGGCGACGACUCGAUGGCGGAAGACACGCAGAUGCACCCUCUCUCGCCUACCCUCGCCGCUACCUCUUGCCGCACGUCGAUCUUGACUAUCAGCGACGAGGCUGGUGACGCACAGAUGGCCGAGUCGUCGCAGCAGCAGACGCCGACGCCGACGGGCGACGAUGGAGAUGGCCACCGCGUCAAGCGUGGCAAGUCGGUUGACCGGACGGUAACGGGCGAGGUCGAGCCGAUGAAGGUGGAUGCGCCGCCGUCUUUGCCGCCUCGGCCAGCACCGCCUGCGCCGCCGACAGAGGGCAAGACAGGCAAGGAGAAGGAGAAGGAGCUCGAGAGACAGUUCUCGACCUACAUGGCUUUUGGCCGUCAAAACGACGUCACCGAGUGCAUGGACAACGUCAUGUUCCAAGUGGAGGCCGCCCUUCUCGCCAACGCAGCGAACGGCCAGGUGCAGGACGCCGCUAACCUGCUCAGGCGCACCUUCUACGGCACGAUGCGCCAACAACUCGUUUUUGACGACCCCUCUUCCGUCUCCGACCCUGUCCGGACGCAAGACGAGCCCUUCUCCUGCCUUCUCCUCGACGUCCCUCCCACCUCAUCCUCCUCCGCCGCCCUCACACGCGACAUCUACGACGGCCUCGACGCCGUCUUCGCCCCCUCCCCAAUCGAGCUCGAAUCCCACCCUGCCCAGAGGCGCGUCGCACUCGUCUCCCCCCCUCCGCCGGUACUCCAGAUCCAGCUUCAAAGGGUACAGUACGACCGUGUCAAGCAGACUGCGUUCAAGAGCAAUGCGCAUCUGCGGUUCUUUGAGGAGAUCGAGGUCGGACGGUACUGUGAAGUUGAGGAGGGAGAUGGGGAGGGAGAGGAGAGGAGGAGGAGGACGGAGGAGAUGAGGAGUGAGUUGGAGAGGGUUAGGGAGAGGUUGGGCGAGCUGACGGCUGACAAGGGCGCCAACACCCCCUCAAUCCUACGCUCGACCCUCUCACACGCACAGCACCUCUCCACCCUCCCUUCCCUCACCCUUCCCACCUCACUCACAUCCCUCCUCACCCCGUCCCUCACAUCCGACUUGACCUCCGAAGCGACCGACCUCGAAUCCGAAAUUUUUGCGCUCGAGAAGCGCGUCGAAGAGUUGAGAGCGGGUAUUGAGGGCGUUUGGAGGGAGAAGGAGAGGGAGGAGACGAGGUAUCAGUUGACGGCGGUGUUCAUUCACCGGGGAACGGCGACGAGCGGUCAUUACUUCAUCUACCAGCGCGACCACCGCAACCCGCAGCGCUGGCUCAAGUACAACGAUGCCGUCGUGUCCGAGGUCGACAAGGAGGAGGUGUUCCGUGAGACGACCGGCGACACGAACCCCUACUUCUUCUCCUACGUCCGCAAGGACAGGCUCGACGCCAUCGAGUCGAUCAUGCGCCUCCCUGCGUGA
Rhodotorula toruloides NP11 is the source of this 4620-nucleotide messenger RNA. RefSeq names its product ubiquitin carboxyl-terminal hydrolase 25/28. The coding region runs from base 1 to 4620 and encodes 1539 amino acids. The record is from RefSeq and is a predicted model, not a curated record. Gene Ontology annotation, biological process: proteasome-mediated ubiquitin-dependent protein catabolic process; protein deubiquitination; regulation of proteasomal protein catabolic process. The transcript has 16 exons. Lineage: Eukaryota; Fungi; Basidiomycota; Microbotryomycetes; Sporidiobolales; Sporidiobolaceae. Gene Ontology annotation, molecular function: cysteine-type deubiquitinase activity; proteasome binding.